Neltuma alba is the source of this 1632-nucleotide messenger RNA. RefSeq lists its product as uncharacterized. The coding region runs from base 1 to 1632 and encodes 543 amino acids. The record is from RefSeq and is a predicted model, not a curated record. Gene Ontology annotation, cellular component: membrane. The transcript is spliced from 6 exons. Lineage: Eukaryota; Viridiplantae; Streptophyta; Magnoliopsida; Fabales; Fabaceae.
AUGGAGAAGAAGAACCAAGAUGUGAAGCCAAAAUCUCUUCCAAUCUUUAAAUCCCAACUCAAUCUUUACCAAAAUCCUUGCCCUGGCACACCAAAGAGCUCCCAAGAUAGCCCCAACAAUCCAGAAUGCCUAGCUGUUGCUUUUCUCCUUCCAUUUGACCCUAACAGCGCAUCAGUAAUUGAAACGCGCACAGCAGUGGAUUUUCUUCAUUCACUGUGGAUUGGCCAUGGUCGGGUUCCAAUUAUCAUCAAGCAGACCUUCCUUAGAGGGAUUCAGUUUGAUAGUCAUCUUGCUGUGUGCACCGUUUUCUAUAGAUGCAACCAUACCAGCAAAGCAGAAAGGCCUCUUAUCAGUAUUGCUUUGGAUUUGCUCCAACGAUGUAGAGAGCUGAUUUUUGCUGCUGAUAAUCUAUACUCAACAAUUGAGCACACUGCAUUCUACCUUUCGGAUUCUCUCAACAAAUGUCAACUUCGGUUCUGGAAGCAAUGGGUUUAUCACUAUAUCAAAAUACCACCAGCUACGGUCACUAAUCAAAUCCAUGUGGACAUGCAAUCAGAAGACGAGAUGAGUAGCUGGGCCGAAGGGAUGAAGGAAAUACAUAAGCUCAAGUUGCAACAUACACGGGCAACUGAAAUUCUAGAGCUGGCUUGUAACAAUCUGACAUUUUUGAAUGAAGACAAAAAGCGUAUGAUUGGAAAAGCACUGUUGGCGGCUGCUAUAUCAGGGAAUCUUGAGUUUUGUAAGAAGAUAUCAAUAGCAAACCCGGAAUUAAUCUCAAUGGUCACUUUUUCCCAACAAAAGGAGAAUGCCUUCUUCAGUGCCGUUAAAUAUCGUCAAGCUGAGAUUUUUAACCUCCUCCGUGGGAUUCGCUUUAAGAAUGUGGUAGCAACAAUGUUACUUGAGAAUUACAAUAACUUGUUGCACACAGCAGCAAACUUGGCUCCUCCUUCCCAACUUUACCGCAUCCCUGGUGCCGCUUUGCGAAUGCAAAGGAAUGGUAGUGGUUUAAGGUUAGAAGCAGUAGAGAGUAUGGUGAAUCUUGGAAUUAAGCGUCGUCAUAACAAAGACAAGUUGACUCCUCUGGACUAUUUCAAAGAAAACCAUAAAGAACUCAGGAACAAUGGCGAGAAAUGGAUGAAAGAUACUGCAACUUCUUGCUCAAUUGUUGGUGCUCUAAUUGUCACCAUUAUGUUUGCUGUAGCUUUUACUGUUCCUGGUGGAAAUGAUCAAACAUCUGGGCACCCAAUAUUUUUGAAGGAAACGUGGUUCAGAGUUUUCUUAAUUUCAGAUACGGUGUCCUUGUUUGCUUCAGCUUCUUCUGUGCUUAUAUUUUUAGGAAUUCUUACGUCACGUUAUGCAGAAGAUGACUUCCUUUACUCCUUACCUGGAAAAUUGAUCAUAGGCCUCAUUGCACUUUUUCUCUCAGUUGCAACUAUGUUGAUAGCCUUUUCCUCAGCAAUAAUCAUCAUGUCGCAACAGAACUCAUCACCUUUUUGGGCUUUUCUUCCUGUUCUUACGCUUGCUAUCGUGCCCAUAACUAUCUUUGUUUUAUUACAGUUCCCUCUUCUUGUUGAAAUAAUUUAUUUUACUUAUUGGUCUAGGCAUCUUCCGGAAGGUGGAGAAGUGCCAUGA